CGUACUUCCGGUCAGGAAUCGCUGCUCUUCCGCUUGUAAACACAUCGCUCGGGUGUCUGUCAGCUAUAAAUAAUUCACAACAACCCGUUUUUCCGUUUCGGAAAAGCGUUUUUUUCCCCUCCGCGCGCAGCGAAUUGCCGAGAAUGAAGAAGUUUUUCGACGACAUCAAGAAGGAUAUGAAAUUCAAGUCAGCGGGGCCGGGAAAGAAACUUACAGACGACAGCAGCUGUCAUCCUCAAGCCCCUCGGGCUCCUCAGGGAGGGCCCAGGAAAGCUCCCACCGAGGGCGCGCAGAGAGCAGGGGCCGCGGCCCUCGCCAGGAUCGAGCAACAGCACCGGCCCAAGGUGCAGACGUCCCAAGAUGCCAUAAGGAACCAGGUCAAGCGAGAACUUGAAGCAGAAGCGGCCGCCACGGCGUCCAGUCUGAAGAACGCCGAUGUCGAGGGGGCCUGUGUCCCACAAAAGGAUCCAUCUUGCUUCUCGGUGUCGGGAGUGUUCUUCAUCUGUCCUCUUACUGGAAAAACCUUAAGGAAGACUGAAAAAGAGACGCACAUAAAGGAAGCCAUUCUAAUGAGGUUCUCAGAAGAUGCGAUGGAGGCCUCCAUUAUGAUGAUUCACACCUUUAAUAAAGACAAAGACAAAGUAAAAGCUGCGACCGACAUCAUUAGCAAGUACGUCGAAAACAUCUGUAAGAACCCCACGGACGAGAAGUACAGGAAGAUCAAACUUAGCAACAAGGUGUUUCAGGAGAAGGUGAGUGGGAUUGAAGGAUCUCGGGAGUAUCUUCAGGCGUUGGGAUUUGAAAGCACCACACUGACGAUGGAUGGUGAAGACAGGACUGAAGAGUUCCUGGUGCUGCCGGAGCAGGAGUCCGAGGCUCUGGAGCAGAUGAAGGCUGCUGUGGAGCGGCUGCAGAAGGCCGAGCCGAUCAGAGCCAAGCUGGACCGCCAGCCGCAGGUCUUCAGACCCUCCAAGCACGCCACGCACUUCGAGCUCCCUCCAGACUUCUACAAUCUGACCCCGGAGGAACUGAAAAGAGAACAGCAGCAGAAGAGUGAAGCCGUGGAGAGAAAUGCAAUGCUGAGAACGAAAGCCAUGCGUGAGAAAGACGAGCAGAGGGAGAGGAGAAAGUACAGCUAUGCUCUUCUGAGAGUGCGCUUACCAGAUGGGAAUAUACUACAGGGCACGUUCCUGGCCUGGGAGAGGGUGGCGGCGGUGUACCAGUUUGUGCGCGAUUCUCUGGAGAACGGCUGGCAACCCUUUGAGCUGAUGGCACCCGGCGGACAAAAGCUAAAAGACGACGAGGAAUCGGCUCUGAACGAGUGCAACCUGGCCCCAGCGGCUCUGCUGACCUUCUCGUGGGACGCCGCGGUGCAGGCGGACAUCGCUGCCGCCGGGGCGAAGACUGCCGUUCUGCUCAAAGCCGCGCUGUUAGAGAACAUCAAGACCCUGAGCUGAACGUUUAGUGUCCUCGGUUCGCUGCUGUCCCCCCACGCCAGUUUCCCUCCCAUCGUCCUCCACCUCAAUCCCACAAGGCCCCCGGGGCAUCGAUUGCCUCCACAGCAUGUGCUAAGCGGAUUUAUACGGUGCUAAACGCAGGAGUUUUUCCUGCCGGUGAGCAUUAGCACCUCACGGGCCAAUUUCCAAACAAUCUGUCCUAUUAUUAUAAUGCAUUGUUGCUUGAGGCGACACGACCAGUCGUUACGCGAUGAGGGAAGAUGCUCGGUUCGAUUGGAAAUGGGGUGUAAGGAUCUGGAGCACUUUUUAGCUGCCGCUGAAAGAGAAAUGUCGGUGCACCCCGAAGUAAGCGUCGUCGCGGCGAUGGAAGCACUGAUCUAACACGUUGCCGUUUGGUUUCCUGCUCAACAUAAAGCUAAGCACGAAUGUCACAGCGCUACUUAAGUUAGAUGAAACGCUCUACACAAUCUACCUCCUGAUGCAGAUAAAUGUCCGCUCGUUUCACUCGUCACUUAAUUAACUUGUGUAUUUCCAAGGUAUAAUUCAAAAAUUCAGCAUGAGAUUAAUCCAGAUUUUCCCUUUUUUGCACUAGUUUUUGUGACCCGGCCUAUAGGUUCAAGUAAAUGAGGCGAAACCUCUGCGCGUAAACUAGAAUGACAAAGUGCAGGAAACGUUAACACUCCCCGCGCUACAAAAGCAAGGUGUCAAGCAAUUUAUGGUUGAUAUUUGAAUACAAUAAACAAUGUGGAAUAUUAAGCAGCUUGUCGCCGUUUGUACGUGUGAAAUAACUGGCGCAUUUAAAAAAUGGCCACCAAUGUACUUGCGUUACAAACAAGACGGAUAACAGACGCUAGAUAAGUUGGUCUUUGUAGCCUGCGUUCAUGCACUCUAAUGAUGAAAUAUACCUUAAAAGUCUACGCAAUGGCAUGAAACCACCACUUUUAAACAGAAACCUUUUUUUUUUUUUAGCUUCCUUAACCGCUGUAAGUAACCUAAAGUGCAGUAAAUCAAAAAAAGUGCAAUAAGCCAGAGUUAAUUAUAAUGUUAUAACAAAAGCUCGUUUGCGAUACAAUGGAGCAGUUUUUGUAAAGUGGAUGACACUGGAAACCUUUCACAGACGAGUUAAAAACAAGAUUAAUGCUUCGGGUGUCUGACUGAUUCUGUUGAUGAUCAUCUUGUUUCUUUACUGAACCAUGCCAUUUCAAAAACGAUCAGCGCUUGUAUUUUACACUAUUUUGUCAAGUAUAAAAUGUUCUGUUGCAUUUGAUGUGCCGUAUGAAAUAAAAUGCAAUGCCAGAUGA
Messenger RNA from Puntigrus tetrazona (Sumatra barb), 2758 nucleotides. RefSeq names its product UBX domain protein 6 (gene ubxn6). The coding region runs from base 144 to 1457 and encodes 437 amino acids. NCBI's taxonomy places the organism in Eukaryota, Metazoa, Chordata, Actinopteri, Cypriniformes, Cyprinidae. The transcript has 11 exons. Gene Ontology annotation, cellular component: cytoplasm. Gene Ontology annotation, molecular function: protein binding. The record is from RefSeq and is a predicted model, not a curated record.